CUCCGCCCCAGCGACCGGAGCGCUCUCCCGCUGCCGGCGUACCCCCCAGCCCAGGCAAGUCUCGCCGCCGCUGCCCCGCGCGGGGUCCCGGGCCCGCUGCGGAACGGAUAGUAAUCAAGAGGCCUUGCUGAAAUCUUACACUCGGCUCAGCUCUGCAGUUUGGAGUUGAAUUUCCUCUUGUGCAGCACAGUUACAGUACCUCGGAGGAAAGGGGAAGCUAAACUAAAAAUGGAGUCCUUUUGUUGUAGUAGUCACUGGAUGGGGUAAAGACAGGCAAAACAUCAUCUGGAGCUUAUCAUGGCUGCAGGAGUGGCAUGAAUUGAGUCUGAACUGAAGCAGGUCUAACACUUGGUUGGUGCCCAGGAAACUUCAAAUUUCUGCUGAUCAGAAUGGUGUUGCUGACUUUUGCCUUGAGUAAACAGAACUGUGGACUGAAGUGUUUUAGGCCCGUGUAUGCCUUUGUGGUUAACUACCUCCUAUUGCCAGUCACAGACUAUUAGUUCUGGGGGAAACUUAUUAACUGACUCCUGUGUCUAUAUUAAUGCCUAGCUCAGUGGCUUAUUGGUAUCUCUUGCCUCUCCUCCCCUCUGGGGUAAGGUUCACCCAGCAAUUUUGUUUGAGUAAACGUCUAUGAGUUUAAAGUAAUGCAUCACAUUCUUGAUUCAGUGUGGUGUGAUGUGCUGCAAGCUGGUACCUUAAGGAAAAUAGUUCUGAGAAGAAGACUUGAAAUAUGUCUGAUCCCAUUUGUUAUAUUUUCUCUUCUAUUUUUCAUCCUUUGAAACAAAAGAAGAGUCAAGUUAGUAGGCAUGUAUUUUUCAGGAGUCAGCUAUGUGGAGUCAGGACAUGUCAGCAUUAAAAGAUGGUAAAUUGUAAGAUACUUAACAUUGUAUGUAUUUAGCAAAGGUGAGGUUUUGCCUGUAAAAUUCACUGGAUGCAUUGCUAGCAUUCUAUUUAAUCUGUAUUUAAGAGUGUACAAGUCAUUAGUGACCUAAGGGAUUAACUUGAAGUACACAUGUGUUUGUAAAAAUUCAGCAAUGUGCAAAACUUGUGUCCCUUUGAGAGCUGGCAAAAAAACCUUCUCAAACCUUACAUCUGAUUAUUAACAUUGGAGUAAGAGUUUUGCAUAGCAUGUAAAAUACACUCAAAUUGUCAGUACUUUAGAUUCACAUAGCACCUAUGUGAACCCCUGUGCAAUUAAUGUGGUGAUAAUUAAAAAAAAAAACCCAGAAAUUAUUUAUAAGGAAUUCUAGUAAAAUUAGUUAGAAGUUAGGUCAGAAACAGGUCAGAGGUGUUGUGAUACAGUUAUGUGGAUUUUUACAGAAAUUGGGCAGUGUGUUGAAUUUAGUUUUUAAUGCACGUAUAAGAAACUUCAAGAUAGUGUUCCAACUUGUAAAAAUAAAUUCAUAAAUAGUGUGGAAUGAGAAACAGAGGUUUUUAAACUGUACUUGGUUUUAAUUAGUGAUUUUUUUUUUUAUUGAAAACUAUAUUGAAUUUAACACUUAAACUACAAUUUCUGUUGGCUUCUGUAUUCCAAAGAUUCCCAAGGCUAAAGGCAAUUGCUGCAUUUUGUUAAUUUUAUGCCCCCUUCCCUUCCUUCCCGAAAUUUCUAUGCUGCUUGGUGUAAUAAGCAUCAGGAAUGCUGCUUGUGCUUUUUGUGAACUGCGUAUGUUUCAUUUUACAUAUUGGUGAGCUUCACAGGAUGUGUUCUGUGAGUUUUGCAGCUAAGUAGCAAGUUUUAUCAUAGUAUGCUUUGUUGUCUUUGUCCUGGGUCAGCUGUCACAAGGAAGUUUUGACUAACUUACCUUUUUCUUUUUUUUUUCAAGCUGUACUGAAAUAGCUUGUGAGUUGGUUUCUUUUGUGUGUUUAAAAUAGUAGAAAAUGUGUUUGACUUCACAUAUCUGUUGCCUUUGUUAGGAGCAAGUAAUUGUACUUCAGGUGAAAGCUUACAAUUGUAAAAGCAUAGGAGAAAAGUAAAAUAUGAAAAGAUACUUCUCUGCAGCACAAGAAGGGAUUUUUCAGGAAAAGAUCUAUUUCUUUAACUUCCUAGGGUGUUUUUUGUUUGACAAAUAACUUUCCACUUGAGUAGCAUUUUUGCUUACCUUUAGCUGUACAGUCCAGAGUUAGAGCAUCAUAGUUGCUUUUGGUCUGCUUUCAUUAAUCAAGAUAUCUAAAAAGCAAAACAAUAUCACUGUCUACCUAAUGUCACCUUUUCCAGCCAGGGGCAGUACAUCGAGUAAGGUGCAACCUUUAACGGCCCUUCCCCACUAACUGCUCAGUUCAGAUGUGUCAGAGUCCCAUCCUUGAGAGAAGGCUCUCAGUUUUUCUCUCCUACUUCACACGGUGUCAUGCUGUGUACCAGACCUUUUCUGGUUUUGCCUUGAGAUUCUGCAUGAUGACUGUUAAUAAAGGUGAAACAAUUGUUGGGUGUCAUCAGUAGAAAAUCUUGUGAUACUUUAAUAACUUUAGCUGUCAGAUAAUACCAAGGACGUAAAAUUACAAAAUACCUGAAAAGUUAAUUCUGUUUUAGUAUAGCAACUGUGUAGAAAAUAGCACGUUAUUUAUGGGAAAGCAAUUUCAUGUGAAAGUAGUAAAGCCGGUUUUUGAUAGGAAUUAUUCUUGCUUUAUUGUAUUUAUAACUUACAAAAGCUUUAUUAUAGCCUUUUGCCGUUUGGUUUCUGUUUCUGCCUGCGCUCCAGUGGGGUGCAGAGAGUCGGUCAAGUUCGCCAUCUGCUGGUGCAGGGUGGUGCAUGCACUCUGCGGGCGGGGCGCGGAGUGCUGUUUCUCUUUCUCAGAUGCAGUAGCUGCAUUAGUUUUCCAGAAAGUCAGUUCUUACAUUUACUUUUUAGUUAAAAUUAUUUCCAAAGAUACCCCAAGACCAUCAUGAACUGCUUAGGAUAAAGGGAUGGCAAAAACUAUGCUUUAGUCACUAUAGAUUAUUUAACUUACUGUCAUUUCAUUCAGUAGUUCAUUGAACUUUUAGGUGUGAUGCAAGUACAGACAAACGAGCAGGGCUGGAAUAUUUUUACAAAUUAUAUUUUAAUUCAAAAAUAUAAAAGUCCUCCCUCAAGUUCCACACUUUUGUCUAAACUGUCCCUUAAUUUUUUUACAAAUAGAAAGGGAUGUUCCUGUAUAAUUAAAAACACACACAGGCCUGCUUACUCUGCUGUAGAACAUUAGGAUGUUGAAGUGUGUUUUCUUUACUUCCAUCAAAGGUUUUUUUGCUGGUUGAUAAUUGUACCUGGUGACUUUCUGCCUCUCCCCACUGCUGCAGAAGGUCAGGGAGAGCUGGUUUUGGCUCAGACAGAAGCACACAGUGAACAGUGGUGAACAGUCAUCGCUUCACCCAUGAUUUUACUAGGGCUGUAGCAGCCCUGAACAUUCCCCACCUUCCCCACUUCAUUUUGAAGUAUGUUUGUAGUUAAGGAGAAGCAUUGUGACUAUUGUCUGGUAACUUUGAGCUUGCUUGAAAUUUUAAACCUAGCUAUAUAAUCUUAGCACUGGUACUAUACGGUUAUUCAUCUUUAUUAGUGACUUGGUGUUUUAUGUUAAUAAUGCAAAGCAAGGAUAAGGAAACACUUGUGUCAGAAUUUUAAAUGGCAAUGAAGUUUCCUUUUUAAGAAGACUGUUUGAUGGCCAUCUAGGCAGGGGAGGGAUAAGAGUUGUACAGCUUUUGGUGUUGGAUACUGUAGAAAUUUUUCUUCUAAGGAAGAAGGAAAUGGCAGGCCAAAACAGAUUUCAAAGAUUAAUGUUGGCUUUCCUUUAUUUAGGAUUAUGUGCAUCUUUAUAUAUGCCCUUUCUGAUCAGAACUGAUCCUUAACAAUUUUAGUACACUUUUGAUUCUGAGUUUGGUGUUCAGAAAAGUGAAUGUACUCAUUGGACUACAGUCCAGUACUGUUGCAGCACAAACUAGUAGACUGCAACAAGGCUUUACCAAUGGUCAAAUUCUGUCUGUGCUGUGUCUUCUUCCUCCAGAAGUCAAACCAUGCUGCUGCUCCUCCAGCUGACCCCCUUUCCCACAAUCCUCAGGGCUAUUUAACCACAUUAUACUUUUCAUGCCAGUCCCUCUGCUGCCUUCUCAGAGUCUCCUCAUCCAGGGCAUGCUCUUUCUUCUCUCUGCUUCUUCCUCCUCUCUCUUCCUUGGCUGCCAAACCUCUUAACAGAACCAGCCACACCUGCCCCUUGUCUACAUCAGCCAACCCACCGCCCCUGAAGCCAGCCCACAGCUGUAUGUUAUCAAUGUUAAUUAACCCAGCUUCAUUCCUCUACAGUUCCCCCUUUUUUUUCCUUAACAUUUCAUGCCUUAUGUUUUUAGCAAUCAUCACAACCUUUAUACAAAUAAACUUUUCUUACAGUCCGGACAACUUGUCCCUGAACUGUUUUUUUCUUCUUAACAUUUCAUGCCUUAUGUAUUUAACAUUCAUCACAACUUUUUCACAAAUAAACUUCUCAUACAGUCUAGACAAUUUGUCCCUGAACUCAUACACGUAUCCCUUCUUAUACAGCACUAAUACAUUACUCUGUGUCCCAACAAACUUCUCAACGUCCUUGUGGUCGCUCAUUUCGUCUACAACUGGAGACACAUUCAACGAGCACAUGAACACUGGCAAGAAUACCACCAGGCUGAGCAGCAGCAGCAGGAACGGCGGGAGCCAUCCGCGGCAUCGCACUGCUCCCACGCCUUCCCCCGGCACAGCCAUCACCGCUGGCUGGCUGGACCCGCUCUGGACCUGCCACCGCUGCGGGCUGCUGCCAUGUCUGGCCAUGUACUCUGCUGCUGUCGCCUGUUACCCUCAGUCUCUUAACUCCAUGGCUAUCAGGCUUCCUUCUCUUUGAUCCCAACAGCUCACCUCUGCCGGUGUCUGAUCUGGAUCCCCAGGCUCUUCCCACCUAUCUCAAUGUGAUCUGGAUCACAGGCUGUCCCCCCCGCCUGUCUCUGCUACAUUGGGCACCGCUGUCACUGCCCAAAACUUCAAAUGUCCCCUGGCACAGCCAUUAUUGUUGUCACCGCUCGUUACACUGUCUCACAAGCUAAAGGUCCUGAGGUCAAGCCUCACACAGGGCACCAAUUGCCUCAGCACUCUCCAACCUAGCCAGCUGCAACAAGGUCUUUUACCAUCACAUACCAGCACACUCUUCAUGCCAGUCCCUCUGCUGCCUUCUCCUAGUCCCUCCUCUUCCAGGGCAUAUGUUCUUUCUCCUCUCUCUUCAUUGGCUCUCAACCACUUAACAGAAGCAGCCACACCUGCCGCUUGCCUACAUCAGCCAACCCACCGCCCCUGAAGCCAGCCCACAGCUGUAUGUUAUCAAUGAUAAUUAACCCAGCUUCAUUCUUCUACACAGCACGUGAUUGUAUUUGCAUUCACAAGGAUGCUUUUCUUCAGAAUCAUUGCAGUUUCUAGUUUAAUCCUUCAGGAAAAUGAUUCAAACUCCAGAAGUCUUUGUUUAAUGUUGCAAUGGGCAAAUACAAACACACCAAACCUGAAGUUGCUUGUAGUUUCUGGAUGUUUCCAUUUAUUUUAUGGGAAGAUUUAUUAGUACGGUUUUGAUAGAGGCCUGUUAAACAUGUGGAAGAGGAUUCAUUAGUGCUGUAAGAAGGUUCUUCAUUUGAAGUAUUUAACCAUAAAAAUUGUGUUGCUGUGAUUACCACAAUGUAAACUUAGGAACUGCUUCAUUCUGAUAGCUUAAAUGACCUUGGGCAUCUGGAUUGUGUUUGUGAAUUCCUGACACAUGAAUUUGCACAAAAGCGUAUAUAAAAUAGGCAUGUGCUGAGCUGAAGAGGCAGGUGAAAUUUUUUUUUGAGAAAUGAUAUUCAGCAAUGCAGUUUAGUGUUGAGUGUGUCUUUGGGAUUGUUUUUUGGGUUUUGUUUGUUUUCUUUAAGUAGGUUACCUAGGAUGUGCAAGAUUAAUGAUAGUCUUUUUCUUAUUUUGGCUAAGCUGCCUUUGUAAUUUAUGUUAAUGAGCUCACUGUGGGUACUCUAUUCAUCUAGAAGUGCUGGAUUAAACUUCUGUGUGUUCCUUUCUUCCAGUCUUCUAUUGCCAUUUUAUUGGUAAUUCAUGCAACAUUAAUGGUUUUAACAUCUGGAUUUUAUGAGUUUAGUGAUUAGUAACUGCAGAUAAAGUAAAGAUCUGAAGGAAUUAUUUCAAAGCAAAUAGGCUGUGUAGAAUUCAUGAAACUUGGUAGUCACUUCAGAGCUGGCAAGCUGUUGAAAACUUCUAGAUACUUAAGGAAUUUAUACACCUGCAGUGAAUAGGGCAGGCGGCAUUAGGAGGAGUUCAGAUACUUAGAGGGGUUUGCUGUGCUGGAUCUAGAACAGAAGAAUGUGUGGUUGCAUAUGUACUAGUAUUCUAGUUCAGCUGCAAAGUGAUCAUCUGAGAAACAUCUCCUGGAUAUUACCACUUGCCUGACUCCAUAUCCCACUGCAGGGUGACUUCAGAGCAUGUAAAUUUCAUAUGAAGCUAAGUUGGUACAUGCCCCAGCUCCUGUAGCGCAUUAGUUCUCAGGAUGGGACUAGAGCUACUCCAAAGGUAGUUGCUGUCCUGUCUGUGUCC
This is a messenger RNA of Falco peregrinus (peregrine falcon), 6548 nucleotides long. It is a transcript of the gene PCMTD1, whose product is annotated as protein-L-isoaspartate (D-aspartate) O-methyltransferase domain containing 1. NCBI's taxonomy places the organism in Eukaryota, Metazoa, Chordata, Aves, Falconiformes, Falconidae. Bases 3865 to 4833 code for a protein of 322 amino acids. The transcript has 2 exons. The record is from RefSeq and is a predicted model, not a curated record. Gene Ontology annotation, biological process: protein modification process. Gene Ontology annotation, cellular component: cytoplasm. Gene Ontology annotation, molecular function: protein-L-isoaspartate (D-aspartate) O-methyltransferase activity.